Paramormyrops kingsleyae is the source of this 1469-nucleotide messenger RNA. Lineage: Eukaryota; Metazoa; Chordata; Actinopteri; Osteoglossiformes; Mormyridae. The record is from RefSeq and is a predicted model, not a curated record.
UGUAAUUUGAUUGUUUAAGCCAAUUCAUGUUUAAAAACCGUUAUAGGAUGGAACAAAGAUUAUUUUAGGUAUAAUACCGGGGUUUUGAUGUGAAUAUUAUACCGUUUGUGACCAUCUAACAUGAUCAACAAAAAAGGAUAAGUACGUGUCAUAGGCCUGUAAAUUUCACAUUUAAUCCGUUUUGCAAUAUUUACUGUAAAGCCUGCAGAUUAAUCAUGACGCGUCGCCCCUCAGUUUGUCAGUGUUUGCCGUUUCUGUGCUGUUUUCUCUCCCAGUUGCUGAGAGCUCUAAGAUGAUCACUGGAUUUGCUGGGGAUAACGUGACCCUGCCGUGCUCCUACGAUACACGCAAGUACGGGAGAGUUGCUGUAUGCUGGGAGAGAGGUGAAAUAGCUGUUUUCACCUGUAAUGAUGAAAUCAUCGCGACAGAUGGAUUUAAAGUGACACGGAGAACAUCACCCAGGUAUCAGUUAAUCGGUGACCUGAAUCAGGGUGACGUAUCUCUGACCAUCAUCAGUGCUGAGAUGGGAGAUUCUGGGAUAUACGGCUGUCGUGUGAAAAUACCAGGAUGGUUUAAUGAUCUGAAAAACCAAGUUACCUUGACUAUAAAGAAUAUUCAUAAGAUCACUGCAUCACCAUCUGGUACAGCCAGCCCAGAGACACAGACUGCGAUCAGUCUUACACCGGGUCAUGAAAGUAGUUAUUCUACAGGAAGUUCGACUGCAAACACACCUCAAGGCAGCGGUCAUGCAGACAGAUCCUUCCUCGUCAUUGCAGUGGUGAUUCUGCUGUUGCUGCUGCUGGUCCUGGUGACAGGUCUCUGGUUACGCAAACGACAACGGCAGAGAGAAGCGAGGACACUGGCUGCAGUGGAACAUCAGGCAGAUGUCUCAGUGCAUUAUGGGAACAUUGACGCCCACAUUGGGUCCCACCCCAGUGGGACGACCAUAGAGAACGUAUAUGAACUAAGGGACUUUGGCGACUGUGAAUACCGUCCUUAAUGCCACCUUGGCAGGUCCAGGCACUGCGGCGGCAGUGACGAGAUGAGAUGGCUUCAGUUACACUGGGGCAUCUUUUUAUUUUCACCAGAAUUUUAAAUAUGUAUUUUUGAAAUUAUGUAUGUAUUGAUCACUGGGAAAAGUGAAUAAUCAUGUAAAAAGUAAGCUGGUCUCAGUUCACCUCUGGGUCUCUGGUCUUCCCCUCCAGGGAACAUCAGGCAGAUGUCUCAGUGCAUUAUGGGAAUGUGGGGGCCCACAUGGGGUUCCACAGCAGACGGAUGGACAAGAAGAAGAUACACUGCCCGGCCAAAAAACAAGUCGCCGUUUGAAUUUAUCGUUGGACGCCUUUAGCUUUGACUAUGGCGCACAUUUGUCAUGACAUUGUUUCCACAGGCUUAUGCAACAUCUCACCCUUUAUUUUCAUCCAGAUUUGCAUUAAUUUCUCACCGAGAUUCUGUGUUGACAAGUGAGU